Messenger RNA from Aspergillus terreus NIH2624, 1206 nucleotides. RefSeq names its product TauD/TfdA family dioxygenase. The transcript is spliced from 4 exons. Lineage: Eukaryota; Fungi; Ascomycota; Eurotiomycetes; Eurotiales; Aspergillaceae. Bases 1 to 1206 code for a protein of 401 amino acids. The record is from RefSeq and is a predicted model, not a curated record. Gene Ontology annotation, molecular function: oxidoreductase activity.
AUGGGAGACUGGGUUGAGAAGAUCUCGUAUGUUCCCGAUCGAGCCAAAUAUGAAGCUCAACAAGCGAUAUUCAAGGAUAGAGCCGCGGAAGCGUCCCUUCCUGAGGGAUUCCCCGCUCGAUUGUCCUCGGAAAUGGUCUGGGACAGCGACAGUAUCUCCCUUGAUGAGCGUUGUUUCGUGAACGAUGAGAGAUGUGUCCUGCAUUUGAGCAAAGAGCAGCUGGGUGAGAUUCAUGACGCCCUACAGACUUUCAAAUCUCUCAACAAGCCUCUCGGAUCACUUGAUCCAACCACCUUCCCCCUUCCAUCUCUCCACCCUAUCCUUCGGGAUAUAUCAAACAACAUCCAUCGGGGAACAGGGUUCUCACUGGUGCGCGGCAUCCCGGUAGAUCAGUAUUCUCGCGAGGACAACGUAAUCAUCUACGUUGGUCUCUCAUCGCACAUAGGCUGUAUCCGUGGCCGCCAGGAUCACCAAAACAACAGCGUCCCAGCGGAUGUCAUGAUUGCGCACAUCAUGGACUUUAGUUCCUCUGCGGACUCACGUUCCGUAACGCUCCCGGCGUACACCGAUGGCGAGGUGAUCUUCCACACCGACACCGGGGACAUCGUCUCACUGUUUGUGUUGGAAGAGCCCGCACAUGGCGGGGAGAGUCUGCUUGCCAGCGGCUGGCGAGUGUAUAACGAGCUGGCGAAAACGAGACCGGACUUGGUUGAGGCGCUAGCGAGCGACUGGCCUAUUCCCAGUUCCAAGAAGGAGGGUCUCAUCAUACGCCGGCCGCUGAUUUUCCCUCUGAACCCAUCCGCUACAGCACCAGAUGGAAUCCUAAUCCAUUUCUCCCGGCGGUCGUUUUCAGGUUUCGGAGCGUGGUCACAUUCGAAUGCGCUGUCCGUCAAGCAAGCCGAAGCUCUGGACGCGCUCCAUUUCCUGGCCGAACGCUUCCACGUAGCCAUGGAGCUUCGCAAGGGCGAUAUGCAGUUCCUCAAUAAUCUGAGCAUUUUACAUGCGCGGAGGAGCUAUCCGGACAUUCCUGGGCAGCGACGACAUCUCCUCCGGUUGUGGUUGCGCGAUCCCCAAAAUGCUUGGGAAAUACCAGAUGCGCUGCGUCAUAAAUGGGAUAGUUUAUAUGCGGAAGAGGCUUCCCAUGGAGUGCAGGUGUUUCCAUUAGCACCUUCGAUGAGAUCAGCAGGAAAGGCAAACAGCACCUAG